This is a messenger RNA of Juglans regia (Persian walnut), 680 nucleotides long. RefSeq names its product metallothionein-like protein type 2. The transcript has 3 exons. The coding region runs from base 100 to 336 and encodes 78 amino acids. The record is from RefSeq and is a predicted model, not a curated record. Gene Ontology annotation, molecular function: metal ion binding. Lineage: Eukaryota; Viridiplantae; Streptophyta; Magnoliopsida; Fagales; Juglandaceae.
GGUCUCCCAAGAAACUCGUUGAGGUUGAUUAUUUGAUACUUACCCUCGAUUGCACUAAUCUUCUUCAGUUCUUAUUUUCAUCUUUCUUGAAAACGGAAAAUGUCUUGCUGCGGAGGAAACUGUGGCUGCGGUUCUAGCUGCAGCUGCGGCAGCGGCUGUGGAGGAUGCAAGAUGUACCCUGACAUGAGCUACACAGAGACCACCAGCACCGAGACUCUUAUCGUUGGUGUUGCUCCCCAGAAGACACACUUUGAGGGAUCUGAGAUGGGCGUUGGGGCUGAGAAUGGCUGCAAGUGCGGAUCCAACUGCACCUGUGAUCCUUGCAAUUGUAAAUGAGAGAGAUCUAGUCUUUGAAGCAGAGAUGGCCUUGCCUUUAUGAAACUAAUAACUAGCAUUUAGUCGUCAUAUCUAUGUAUGCGUGUUGUGUUUUCUCUAUGUUUCGUUUCCUUUUAAGACUGAUAUUGAUAAAAAUAAAGUAGCAUGGCUCUCUCUUUCUGCAAAGCUUACUAGUCUAAGGUUUGCUGUUACCCUGAAGCUUUGGCUGCUUGCUUGGUGUCUGUUAACUUUCUUAAGUCGUGUAUGCUUGUUGGGGGAUCUCUGCUUUAGUUGGCGAAUAUUUAUGUGGGAAGAGUUGGUUUUUUUAUAAUCCAAUGAAAAAUUGAAUACUCCUUUCGUCUAAA